GGAAAGAAAAUAACUACACUUUGAAAGCACACAAAGUUUUAUCAAGUGUUACAUAAUGGAUGAAGAUGAUGCCAUGUCGGAUAACAGUGUGCCAUUUGGUUAUGGAGCUUCAGCUUAUGGCAGUGAGGCAGAGGAAGAGGAUGAUGAUUUUGUUAUCCACAGACCUGUAUCACUUCAACAGAUGGUUUGGGAAUCAACCACUGAAAGAUAUGAUGUGGAGCGAGCUGCAUCACCUGCACCCAGUUAUCUAUCGAUGCAUAGUGACGACUGGGUACCCAGUAAGUCGAGAAUGGGCGCUGAUACAGAGUGUAUCACCACCAGGAUCCAGUUGGACAGACAGGACUCUUCAGGAUCGAGCCGUUGUUCUGUUUCAAGUGAUGAGGGGGCAAAAACUGAAAUAAAGCAAGAAAAAAAGCCAGAGAAGAAACCAGUUCCAGAAAAAAGUCCUGCUCCACUUAUAAAACCAGAGUUGGAGAAAGAGCCUAUUGAAAAGCGCCACCCUGCACUGACUGUUGAAUUCACUUUCAAGGUUCUUCAAAACUGCUUUCAGAAACUUCGAGAAGACGAGUUUAAACGCUUUAAAAGGAUCCUGUGGGAGCGCUACCCUGAGUGCUUUCGGGAUCGGCUGGAUAAUUUGGAUAUAAUAGAUCUGGUGGACAAAAUGUUGGAAGUUUGUGAUUUGGAGGUUUCUCUGAAGAUCACAGAUGUCACUCUGAAUGACAUGAAGUUAAAGAAGUUGGCUGAGCAGCUGAAGGGGCUCUGUAAAAGAAACAAAGUCCGUUAUGAGUUAAAAAGGAAUCUGAAGGUAAAAUACGAACGGAUUUAUGAAGGUCUGACCCACCAAAGAGUGUUUAAGGAUGUGUACACAGACCUCUACAUCACAGAUGGUGGAAAUGCUGCAAUAAACAGCGAACACGAGUUCAGGCAGAUACAGGACCUAAAGGAGGACGGCCAUGGCAAGAAAAGGGAUCUGUCCUGCAAUGACAUUUUCGACCCAGAAACUGUCAAGUCAAGGCACCUGAGGACGGUGAUAACUAAAGGAAGUCCUGGGAUUGGCAAAUCCACUGUAGUUCAGAAGUUUAUUUUAGACUGGGUAGAAGGAACAUCACAUCAGGACAUCUUCUUUCUUCUUCCUUUGCCUUUUAAAGAGUUAAACCACAUCGCAGAAGGCAUGAAGGAAGAGAAAAAGAGCUCAGUGCCCAUGACAGAAGGCUUAACGUUAGAUGAUCUGAACCAGAUGGAAGUUGACUCUGACCAGAGGGAUGAAGGCACCAACCAAAGAAAAGAAAGCACAAUAGGCUUUAUGGAUUUAAUCUGCAGACUCUAUCCAGAAAUGAAAGAAGUGGACAAUCUUGACGUAGAAGAUUGCCAAGUUAUGUUCAUCCUCGAUGGCAUGGACAGCUGGGAUGUUCCUAUUGACUUUCGCAGCACUGCAUACUGGUGUGAUCAUAACGAACCAGCACCAUUAAAAGUCUUAAUCACCAAUCUGAUCAGGGGAAACCUGCUGUUUUCUGCCUAUGUCUGGGUCAUCACUCGUCCCAUUACAAUCAACCAGGUCCCCACAGAAUGCAUCCACCAGCUGCUGGAAAUUCGAGGAUUUACGAAUGAACAGAGAGAGGAGUAUUUUAGGAAAACUGUUGCUCAGAAAGAGCUUGCAGAGAAAAUAAUCACUCACAUCAAGUCCUGCAAAACACUUUACAUCAUGUGCCACAUGCCACUUUUCUGCUGGGUGGUACGCAAGGUGUUUGAAGCAGAUCUCCCCGUAACUCUUACUCAUUUAUACACAAACUUCCUACUUGUGCAAACUGGCAUGUGUGGACAGAGACAGUUGAAAUCUGAGUUUCUUAUGAAGCUUGGGAACAUGGCCUUCCAGUUACUGGAGAAGAAUGUGUUUAAAAUUGAGAAACAACACUGGCAGGAGUGUGGUCUGGAUCCUCAAUACGCAGUGGUUGCCGCAGGCCUCUGCACACAGUUCUACCGGGAGAAGUUUAUGAUGUAUCAGGAGAAGGUGGACUGCUUUAUUCAUCCGACGAUGCAAGAGUACCUAGCUGCACUUUACGUUUUCCAUUGCUUAAAGAACCUCAAAAAGAAUAUUCUGGAAGUUUCAAAGCCUCGAAUGUUCUCAGGUUUAAAAGAAGCUUCACUGGAGAGUCUGCACAAGAGUGCAGUAGAUAAAACAAUUCAAACCCAAAACAGCAGCUAUGUCCUCUUUCUGCAUUUUCUCCUGGGACUGUCAGUAGAGGUUAACCAAAAUCUGCUUAGCAAUAUGCUUUCCAACACGAUGUCUAGCGAGCAAGCCAGAAAGGAGACAGCACGCUACAUCAAGACGAUGAUUGAAGAGAAUCGCCAUCCUGAAAGCAAUGAUUACCUUCAACGAUGCCUGGAUGAACUUUUGCUUUAAAGGCAGUUAAGUGAUUUAAAAAUGACCCAAAGCUUCUUUUAAAGGUCAAUAUUUUUUUUCUAGUUAUUAAUUAAUUUGGUAGCUGUGUCAGGGUUUCGAUGGUUCAAGAGCAG
Molecule: messenger RNA, 2514 nt
Organism: Trichomycterus rosablanca
Lineage: Eukaryota; Metazoa; Chordata; Actinopteri; Siluriformes; Trichomycteridae
Gene: nlrc3l1
Product: NLR family, CARD domain containing 3-like 1
Exons: 6
Coding region: 56-2401 (781 amino acids)
Biological process (GO): intracellular signal transduction
Source: RefSeq, a predicted model, not a curated record